Messenger RNA from Lachancea dasiensis, 1626 nucleotides. The record is from the annotation of a GenBank genome assembly. NCBI's taxonomy places the organism in Eukaryota, Fungi, Ascomycota, Saccharomycetes, Saccharomycetales, Saccharomycetaceae.
AUGCCAAUUGUUUCACUCCUAUACUCGACUUAUUCACGAUUUGUGAAAUGCGUAGUGGAUAAAGUCGGGUGGGUAAUCAGAAAUCUGCUCAACCAUGUUGUCACCGAUGGGUCCAACGACAGAGAAACCGAAAAAAAAAAUACUAGAGAAGGUUCAAAGACGGCACACUUAAACGGCCAGUCACUUUUCCCAAACAAGCCCAACGUCGAUCGCUCUCUUGAGCAUGGGUCAGGGGCUGUUCCCUGCUCUUUGGACUUUUCUACACUGAAAAGUACCUCGAUGAUGUCAAUGGUCAAGUCGCCGGAUGGGAAGUUUGAGUGUCGAUUAGAUGACAGGUUGAUGGGAUCUAUCGGAUCUCCUUCUGUGGGAAGUGUGACGGGUGGUUUAAGCUCGGUAGUUUCGCCGCUUAGUGCCAUCCACGAGAAAACUGACGACGAAAGGAAAGCUGUCUUGAGCGACUCGUCAGAAACCAAGAAGUUUAUUUGUCACUACUGCAACGCUGAAUUUAGCAUAAGGGGUUAUUUGACCCGUCAUAUAAAGAAGCACGCUGUGGAGAAAGCCUAUCAAUGUCCUUUUUACAAUGGAGAUCUACCCAAGGAGGAGCAAUGCCACAGAAAUGGUGGGUUCUCUAGAAGAGACACUUUCAAGACUCAUCUCAUUUCUAGACAUUUUCUGUGUCCCAAGGGCGUCAAAUGCCAGGACAAGGCAAAGAGUUCUGGACAUUGUAUGCAUUGCAAAACAUUUCAUGAGAAUACUGACGGCUGGAUAAAGUCCCACGUAGAAACUGGGGAGUGUAAAGGUCUCCCCGAGGGCUUCAAAGUCGCUGCUGCCAAAAAGGGUCGGAGGGGCGGCAAGUUGAAAAAAAUUGUGACGUCAGAUGGCCAUUCGCGGUUCAUAUCCACCGACAAAAGUAACGUGGACAAGGGCUCUGGUGACAGUAUCUCAAAUCUGGUUGAGGACUACAAGAAUACUUGUUUGAAACUGCCAACCCCUGCAUUGCCAAGAGCCUCCAACGGCGAACCAAGUAUGUUCGUUUCCGACAGAGGACUUGGCGGCGCCUUCUUGCAUAGGAGGAAUCUCAAUAGCACACACAGAAGCUCUCCUCUUUCAGAAGACAUAAGUCCAAUAGGUGGUGGAGAGCAGAACCUACAUCAUCAAGCUCUGGAUUCCCAUUAUGCAUUCGACUAUAUCACCCCUUCAAAGACCACAGCUUUAGAUGAAGGCAGCUUUUCAGUGGACCCUUCACCCACUGAAGAUGCUGUUCUUGACACAGUAAAGUCGACGUCGUCAGCUUCGUCACGCACAUCGUCCCAUGAGAACCAAGAGAAGCCAUCGAUGAAUUCUGCGCUGUACUCUGCACCCCAAGGCCCCGCCGAGGACGUACAAUUCCAUUUCCCAUUGGAUCUCGAUCAGUGUCCCUUGAGUAUGCAGUUUCCCGGGAUUUUCGACGGAGCACAUACGGGGGCUCGGAACAGCGCCAACUUCGAUUGCCCCAAUCGGGUUACAUCGCAGUUAUCAGACAUUUUGCAGAGGCAGAUGGACGCCGCGACGCUGGGUGAAAAAAACCUGCGAGAGAACCAGCAAUAUCUGAAUUUUUACAACAACACUUUCAAAUCUCAUCUUUGA